UUGUGUGAGGCCCUCUCCUCCAAAGCGGGAGAAAACUAUCAGGCCUGCACACGGCUUAUUCGCACGUCCACGGUGGAUUGAAGCGAGCGACCGCACUCGACAGGCACUCUGCUUAAUAUAAGCAUAAAACAAGCACUCUGCGAGUGUUGACUGGCCCGUUACCAUGGAGGGCGACGUCGUUUCCAUGGAGACUGCCCUGGUUCCUGAAGGUGGGGUUCUGCCAGAAGCAGGAGAUGCUGUCAUCCAAGGGUCAGCGGGAGCCCCACAAGCGGUGGAGGUUCCUGGCAACAUGGAGAUGAUGGUGAUGGACGCCCUAGAUCCGGCCCUGCUGCAAAUGAAGACUGAGGUGUUGGAGGGAGGAGGCACGGUGACUGUAACUGGUGGAGACGAGGGUCAGAUCAUCACCCUUCAGGUUGUAAAUAUGGAGGAACAGGCCGGUGCUGCUUUAGGACUUGGACAGCUUCAACUUGUGCAGGUUCCAGUUACUUCGGCUACAGUGGAUGGCCUCCAGGCAACCUAUGUGGAUGGUUCAGCUAAUAAGGAUGCAGAGCCAGUUAUCUGUCACACCCUGCCCUUGCCUGAAGGCUUCCAGGUGGUGAAAGUGGGGGCCAAUGGUGAAGUGGAGACUGUAGAGCAAGAGGAGCUUCAGGCAGUCCACGAUGAGCUUCAAGGGACGAGGGAAGAGGAGGAACAGGAGGACGGUGACAUGGCUGAUCAGGAACCUCCUGAGUCUCAACAGGGAUGGCAGAAGGACCCCGACUAUCAGCCUGUUGCAACUAUCCGCAAAGGAAAGAAGGGGAAAAAGAGCCGCCUGCGCUAUGCUGAUGGUGAUAGAGACAUGGAUGUUUCCGUGUAUGACUUUGAGGAAGAGCAACAGGAGGGGCUGUUGUCAGAGGUCAACGCAGAGAAGGUUGUCGGAAACAUGAAGCCUCCCAAGCCCACGAAGAUCAAGAAAAAGGGUGUAAAGAAGACUUUCCAGUGUGAACUGUGUAGCUACACUUGUCCACGACGCUCCAACCUGGACCGACACAUGAAGAGCCACACGGACGAAAGGCCGCACAAAUGUCACUUGUGCGGAAGGGCCUUCAGGACAGUCACACUGCUGAGAAACCACCUCAACACUCACACAGGCACCCGACCACACAAAUGCACAGACUGUGACAUGGCCUUCGUGACCAGUGGCGAGUUGGUGCGCCAUCGUCGCUACAAGCACACACACGAGAAGCCUUUCAAGUGCUCCAUGUGUGACUAUUGCAGUGUGGAGGUGAGUAAGUUGAAGAGGCACAUUCGCUCUCACACUGGAGAGCGGCCCUUCCAGUGCAGUCUAUGCAGCUACGCUAGCAGGGACACAUACAAGCUGAAAAGACACAUGAGGACACACUCAGGCGAGAAGCCUUACGAGUGCUAUAUCUGCCACGCUCGUUUCACCCAGAGCGGCACCAUGAAAAUGCACAUUCUGCAGAAACACACGGAAAAUGUGGCCAAGUUCCAUUGUCCACAUUGUGACACCGUUAUCGCACGCAAGAGCGACCUCGGCGUUCACUUGCGAAAGCAGCAUUCAUUUAUCGAGAAGGGAAAGAAAUGUCGUUACUGUGAUGCUGUAUUUCACGAGCGAUACGCUCUCAUCCAGCACCAGAAGACUCACAAGAAUGAGAAACGUUUCAAGUGCGACCAGUGUGACUACUGCUGCAAACAGGAGCGGCACAUGAUCAUGCACAAGCGUACACACACUGGGGAGAAGCCAUUUGCCUGUAGUCAGUGUGAGAAAACGUUCAGACAAAAGCAGCUUCUGGACAUGCACUUCAAACGCUACCACGACCCCAACUUUGUGCCCACCGCCUUCGUCUGCAGCAAGUGUAGCAAGACGUUCACCCGCAGGAAUACCAUGCUGCGCCACAGCGAGAACUGCAUUGGUGAAGUUGCUGGAGACCAAAACGGAACUCCACCCAAAAAGAGUCGCCGGGGCAGGAAGAGGAAGAUGCAAGACAGGCAUGAUGAUGAUGAUGAGGAGGACACGGAAGCUGAACUGGAUGAAAUGGAAGAUGAGGAGGAUUUGUUAGAUGAUAUCGAACUGGAACAGGCUCCACCAGUGGUUCCCAUUGCAGCCCCUGAAGAACCACCAGUCAAGAGGAAGCGUGGGCGCCCCCCAAAGAACAGGCCUAACGUCGCCGCCAUCAUCCGCGUAGAGGACGAGGCUACCGGAGAGGUGGAUGACAUCAUUGUGAAAAAGGAGGUGGGUGCCGAACAAGACGACCUGGAAGAGGAGGGGGCCACACAGGAAGUGGUUGUCGGCGAAGGAGACUCCACUAUUCAGCUGGAGGAGCUGUCGCAGGAACAGGAGAUGCAGCUGUCAGAGGCCCCACCUAACGGAGACCUCACCCCCGAGAUGAUCCUGAGCAUGAUGGACCGGUGAUGGAUGCAAGGGUCGACCCUGUAAAACAAACACACACACACACACACACACACAGACCCCUGUUCACAGCAACAUCUAAUUCUUGGCAUUUAGGAUUACACUUUACGCAUCCUACAUAGACAAUAUGUUACUGUUGUAAUUUCAAGCUUGCUUUUUACUCUUGCAUUGAAAUGGACGUGUGAUAAAGACUUUUAAUACGGAUUUAUUUACCCCUCCACACCCAACCCAAAAAAAAAAUUCAAAAUUUCUGUCUUGGGCUGGCUGUAAUUGACCACGGUAUCUUUAGCCUUCUCAUUGUUGUCCUUGGUGUUUAGUACAUUUGUAGACAAUAGGUACAUCAUAAUUAUAAAUCUACUCUGGCAACACUAUCAAGAUUACUCUUUCCUCUAAAUCCAGACGUGCAUGCAACUAUCCAAAGGAUUAAGGUGCAUAGUCAUCAUCUUUUGACACACCCAAACCCAAUUUUUAUCUUCUUGUUUGUUUUACUUUUUUUAUUUUUUAACUUUUUACAUACUCUAUUGUUGGUAAGGAUCAUUUGCAUCAUUAUGUGAACAUUGUCAGUAGUUAAAUCACCCCGGUUAUGGAUCGUUCUGCACUUUUUCAAUCCAUGUUCAAUGUUCUUGCUGAAGAGCCUCUCUCAGUUGGGAAGACUUUUCAAUCAGCUUUUCAGUUUCACUUCUUAAGCCUGCCGCAAGCCUCUGGAGAUAAAAAUUUAAUUACUGUCCACAGACCAGAAGAUGUUAUUGCUGUUAAUUACAGCAACAAAAAAAAUUAUUUGGAAUAUUUUUUAUUGUAUUUUUUUUGUUUAUUUGCUGUGGUUAGUACAACUCUUAUUUUAACACCUAUUCUAGUUUAUCAAAGCUUCUAGACUGCUUACUUUGUAUCUCCUCUUGCUACUUUAACACCCCUAGAAGAUGCAUAAUGUACAAAACAUCAUUUCUGUGCAAAAAUCUUUUUGUUUUGUUUUUUUUGUUUGUUUUUGGUUUUUUUGCUCCCCUGUGUAGCCAUUCCACUCUGGGUUCAUGAUUUCUUUUUGUACAAAUUGCCAUACAUUCUGGGCAGUGUGACGUUUAAAAUGACUGGCAGUUCAGAAAGAUGUAUGAUGGUACAGCCAAUAAAAAGACGUGGACUCAUAUUUUAGCUUCCUGCAGUUGUAUCUCAGCACAGUAAGAGUGAGUUAAUUGGGAAGCGAGCGCAUUCUCGGUACAUUGGAAAUGCAAUGCUUAUGAUUAUCGACGUUGGUUGAGCGCUAAGCACAAACACUUGUGUAUUUUGCUUGCAAAUAUAUUUUAUUAAAUGGAGGACUUCAUACUGAAAACCCUUUCAUUUAUAUUCAUUUAUAUUUUACUUCAUGACCAAUGAAGGCAGGGGCAAGAUACUUUGUCUGUAUUUUUCUAUGGAAUGUUGAUGUGGGCUUUCACACUUAAAUACAGUUGAACUGUGGUGUUAUUUUAAGUUCAAAAGUCAAUGCAUUUACAUUUAAUUUUAACUGUUUUUAAACAUAUUUAUUUAGGAAUAUUUUUUUACUUUGGAAGUUGAAACAAAAAAGGCUCCCUCAGUCUGACAUGAAAUCAGACGAAACUUUUCCUGUUUUAGGUCAAUUAGGAUUACCCAAAUUAUUUCUGAAUGCUCAAUGCCACAAUAAUGAAAGGAUUUUAUAGACAAUUUUCCAUUACUUUCUUCAAAGUCAGAAGCACAAUCUUUCCACAUUGGCAAGAAUUUUGGUCCAUUGCACCUGACAGAACUGGUGUAACUCAGGCGAGUUUGUAGGCCGCCUUGCUCGCACAUGCCUUUUCAGGUCUCCCCAUACAUUGAGAUCGAGGCUUUGUGAUGGCUACUCCAAAACAUUGACUUUGUUUUCCUGAAACCACUUUGUAACUAGUUUGGCAGUAUGCUUCGGGUCAUUGUCCAUUUGGAAGACCCAUUUGCGCCCAAGCUUGAACUUUGUAUGAUAUCUUGAGAUUUUGCUUCAGUAUUUCCACAUACAGUUCUUUCCUUGUGAUUCCAUCGAUUUUAUAAAGUGCACCAGUCCAUCCUGCAACAAAACAACCCCCGAACAUGAUGCUGCCACCCCCGUAUUUCAAGUGGUGUUUUCCGGCUUGCAAGCGUCUCUCUUUUUUUCCACCAAAUGCAACAAUGCUCUUUAUGUCCAAACAGUAAUUUUAUUUUAUUUUUUUCAUUGUACCGGAGGGUGUCUUCAAAAAUUAAGGUAUUUUUCCCUGUGUGCAUUUGCAAAACUGUCUUUUGUUGUUUCUUUUGGGGUAAUGGCUUCUUCCUGGCAUAGUGGCCUUUCAGUCCAUGUCAGUACAGUACUUGUUUCACUGUGGGUAAUGACACACACUUACCAGCUGCAGCCAGCACCUUCAUAUGAUAUUUUGUUUUUGUUCUUGGG
Messenger RNA from Phycodurus eques (leafy seadragon), 4805 nucleotides. It is a transcript of the gene ctcf, whose product is annotated as CCCTC-binding factor (zinc finger protein). The transcript is spliced from 13 exons. The record is from RefSeq and is a predicted model, not a curated record. Lineage: Eukaryota; Metazoa; Chordata; Actinopteri; Syngnathiformes; Syngnathidae. The coding region runs from base 164 to 2413 and encodes 749 amino acids.